Molecule: messenger RNA, 2599 nt
Organism: Dioscorea cayenensis subsp. rotundata (Guinea yam)
Lineage: Eukaryota; Viridiplantae; Streptophyta; Magnoliopsida; Dioscoreales; Dioscoreaceae
Product: phenylalanine ammonia-lyase-like
Exons: 2
Coding region: 298-2451 (717 amino acids)
Biological process (GO): L-phenylalanine catabolic process
Cellular component (GO): cytoplasm
Molecular function (GO): ammonia-lyase activity
Source: RefSeq, a predicted model, not a curated record
UGCUUGUGCACGCUAAAAAUAAUAUUUUGUCUCCAAGAAUGACCACCACCAACCACACUACACUCGUUUUUGGACCGGUUGGUUCUUCACCAACCCAUGUAUAAUUCAUGCGGGCUUGAUUCAUGAGACAAUUUCCUUCAUCUUGCAUCACAUCCCCAGCAACCCAACAAUCUCAAGCAUCUAUUUAACAACUCUAUGUUCUUCAUCACCGAUCAUCAAAACAACUAGUUAUAGCUAGCUAGCUCUUGAUCACCACCUCAUCACAGUUGUGUUAUUUCAUUUACUCUCAGUUCAUCUAUGGAAAGCAUUUGCCAGAAGGUGAUCAAGAAUGAUCCUUUGAACUGGAAUGCAGCAGCGGAAUCGAUGGCCGGAAGCCAUCUUGAUGAAGUGAAGAGGAUGGUGGAGGAGUUCAGGAAGCCUGUUGUCAGAUUAGAAGGUGCCAACUUGAAGAUCUCUCAGGUAGCUGCAGUAGCUGCUGCUGCUGCAACUGCAAUUAAUGAUGAUGAUGAUGAUGAAGAUGAAAAAGUAGUGAAGGUGGAGCUCUCAGAGGAGGCCAGACCAAGAGUGAAGGCAAGCAGUGAUUGGGUGAUGAAUAGCAUGAGCAAUGGAACUGAUAGUUAUGGUGUCACUACCGGUUUUGGCGCCACCUCUCAUCGGAGAACAAAGCAGGGCUCUGCUCUUCAAACAGAGCUCAUUAGAUUUCUGAAUGCUGGAAUCUUUGGGAAUGGUCAAGAAUCAGGGAACACAUUACCAGCUCCAGCAACAAGAGCUGCAAUGCUAGUCAGAAUCAACACUCUCUUGCAGGGAUAUUCUGGCAUUCGCUUUGAGAUUUUAGAAGCCAUCACCAGCUUUCUCAACAGUAAUGUCACACCGUGCUUGCCUCUCAGAGGGACUAUCACUGCUUCUGGUGAUCUUGUUCCCCUGUCCUACAUUGCUGGAUUGCUAACUGGUCGCCCAAACUCCAAAGCCGUAGGUCCUGAUGGCAAGAAGAUUGAUGCUACAAAGGCCUUUAAGCUUGCUGGAAUCUCCAGUGACUUUUUUGAGUUGCAACCAAAGGAGGGUCUUGCUUUAGUUAAUGGCACAGCUGUUGGCUCUGGCUUAGCUUCAAUUGUUCUCUUUGAAGCUAACAUUCUCGCUGUUCUCUCUGAAGUCAUGUCUGCGGUGUUCUGUGAAGUUAUGCAAGGAAAACCAGAGUACACUGAUCACCUCACUCACAAACUGAAGCACCAUCCCGGCCAGAUUGAAGCGGCAGCCAUCAUGGAACAUAUAUUGGAUGGUAGUUCAUACAUGAAGAUGGCCAAGAAGAUUCAUGAGCUUGACCCUCUUCAGAAGCCUAAGCAAGACCGAUAUGCUCUUCGUACUUCUCCUCAAUGGCUCGGUCCUCAGAUUGAAGUCAUACGUGCGGCAACAAAAUCCAUUGAAAGAGAGAUCAACUCUGUGAAUGACAACCCAUUGAUUGAUGUCUCUAGAGAUAAGGCUCUCCAUGGUGGUAACUUCCAAGGGACACCAAUUGGUGUCUCAAUGGACAACACUCGUCUGGCUCUUGCUGCUAUUGGGAAGCUUAUGUUUGCUCAGUUUUCAGAGCUUGUUAAUGAUUUCUACAACAAUGGCUUGCCUUCCAAUCUCUCAGGUGGAAGGAAUCCAAGCUUAGACUAUGGACUCAAAGGUGGUGAAAUUGCUAUGGCAUCUUACUGCUCGGAGCUUCAAGCUCUGGCCAACCCUGUCACUAAUCAUGUCCAGAGUGCAGAGCAACACAACCAAGAUGUCAACUCUUUGGGUUUGAUUUCUGCCAGAAAAACAGCAGAAGCAAUAGAGAUACUGAAGCUCAUGUCAUCCACUUUCUUAGUUGGCCUUUGUCAAGCCAUUGACUUGAGACAUUUGGAGGAGAAUCUCAAGAGCACUGUGAAGAACACUGUUAGCCAAGUUGCCAAGAGGGUGCUGACGGUGGGAUCAAAUGGAGAGGUUCAUCCUGCCAGAUUUUGUGAGAAAGACUUGAUCAAAGUGAUUGACAGGGAGUAUGUCUUCUCAUACAUUGAUGAUCCUUGCAGCUACACAUAUCCACUGAUGCAGAAACUAAGGCAAGUUCUUGUUGAGCAUGCACUCAAUAAAAAUGCAGAGAAAGAGAAGGAUGCAAGCACUUCAGUGUUUCAAAAGAUUGAAGCUUUUGAAGAGGAGUUGAAGAGUCUUCUGCCAAAGGAGGUGGAUAGUGCAAGGAUUGCUUAUGACAAUGGAAACUCUGCCAUUGCAAACAGGAUAGUGGAGUGCAGGUCAUAUCCACUUUACAGUUUUGUGAGGGAAGAGCUGGGAACUGAACUUCUAACUGGUGAAAAAACAAAGUCACCGGGUGAGGAGUUUGAUAAGAUCUUCAUUGCCAUCUCACAAGGAAAGGUGAUAGACCCAUUGCUGGAGUGCUUGAGGGAUUGGAAUGGUGCUCCAUUACCUUUGUGCUGAAAGAAAUGAUCUAUUAUUCUCUCAUUUUUCUAUAUUGCUAGCUAUUUCUCUUGGUUUUCUCACAUUUGAUUUAAGAUAAAAUAUGUAAUAGCUGGAUUGCAUACCAUGUAAUUUGUGUUAUUUGUUCAAGUUCUUAAUGUGAAGUAGU